Messenger RNA from Lycium barbarum (goji berry), 765 nucleotides. Its product is annotated as class I heat shock protein-like. The record is from RefSeq and is a predicted model, not a curated record. The coding region runs from base 148 to 579 and encodes 143 amino acids. The transcript is spliced from 2 exons. Gene Ontology annotation, biological process: protein folding; response to salt stress; response to hydrogen peroxide. NCBI's taxonomy places the organism in Eukaryota, Viridiplantae, Streptophyta, Magnoliopsida, Solanales, Solanaceae.
CUCUUUUUCCUAAACAAUCCAUAGUCUGUUGUUGUCUAUAUAUACUUCCACAAAGUUUCACUUGCUCCAGACAAAUUGAAGGUUGUUGCAGAAAUACAAUUAAUUAGCAACUAGACAGUGUUGAUCGAAGUGAGAAAUACAGUAAAAAUGUCAAAGAUGAUCAGCAGUUUAUUGAGCAACAGCGACCCAAUGGUUGCCAUGAUGAAUAUGUGUCCAGUUUUGAGUACCCCUAUUGACUGGAAAGAAACCCCUGAAGCUCAUUGCUUCUUCGCCGACCUUCCUGGGUUUAGCAAAGAGGAUGUCAAAGUGGAAGUGGACAAUGGAAGAGUACUACAAAUUAGUGGGGAGUGGAAGGCAGAUAAAUUAGCUGAAGCUGAUGAUGAAAAGAAGAAGAAAAUAGACAAGUGGCAUAGAGUGGAACGUAACCGAGGAAAUUUCUGCAGGAAAUUUAGGCUUCCAGAAAAUAUAAAGGCAGAUCAAGUGAAGGCAUCCAUGGAGAAUGGUGUCCUCAUUGUGACUGUCCCUAAAGAGGAAGUUAAAAAACCCUACUCCAAAGUAAUCGAAAUUGAAGAAAAAUAAGACUUUUGAGUAAUAAUAAUUAUAAGAAAAGUGGAUGCAUUAUGUUAAUUGUAGUAAUAAAACUAAUAUAUUGUGAGGUUGUAAGGUUGUAUAUUUUGAGUGUCGUUCAUGUUCUUUUUAUGUUUUCUGUAAUUUUCCUUGUGAGUUGUGAUUAAUAAUUGAAUAUUAUCAUCUGAACUUGUCAUA